This is a messenger RNA of Pieris brassicae (large cabbage white), 505 nucleotides long. RefSeq names its product endocuticle structural glycoprotein ABD-4-like (gene CPR45). NCBI's taxonomy places the organism in Eukaryota, Metazoa, Arthropoda, Insecta, Lepidoptera, Pieridae. The record is from RefSeq and is a predicted model, not a curated record. The transcript has 4 exons. The coding region runs from base 26 to 454 and encodes 142 amino acids. Gene Ontology annotation, molecular function: structural constituent of chitin-based larval cuticle. Gene Ontology annotation, cellular component: chitin-based extracellular matrix.
UCUCUAAGGAUCGUCUGGAUUUAAGAUGUUUUUCUUACUAACAAUACUGGCGCUAGGCGUGGUAGCGGCUGAUGUGAGAGAUGUUUAUUAUCAACAGCAAGUGUACACAACAGAACCUAUUCCCAUAUUAAGGCAGGAACAGAUAAUAAAUCCCGAUGGCUCUUAUAGAUGGAAUUAUGAAACAGCUAAUGGUAUUGCAGCUGAAGAAGAGGGAGUAAUAAAAAAUGCUGGUAUACCUGAACAAGAAAUUCUGUCUGCGCAGGGGCAGUAUCAAUAUACAGCGCCUGAUGGACAAAUUAUUCAACUACAAUACGUAGCCGAUGAAAAUGGUUUCCAACCACGCGGUGCCCAUUUACCGACACCACCACCAAUCCCAGUGGAAAUCCAAAGAGCUUUAGACCAUCUCGCCACACUCCCCACCCCGGGUCAAGAACUUAAUAGAAUAAGAAUUUAAUUGGCAAUUUAUUUAAACAGAAUUUAUCUGUUAUAUGUUUUUACUGUAGAC